Magnolia sinica is the source of this 1368-nucleotide messenger RNA. RefSeq names its product plant cysteine oxidase 3. Gene Ontology annotation, molecular function: oxidoreductase activity, acting on single donors with incorporation of molecular oxygen, incorporation of two atoms of oxygen. Lineage: Eukaryota; Viridiplantae; Streptophyta; Magnoliopsida; Magnoliales; Magnoliaceae. The transcript has 6 exons. The record is from RefSeq and is a predicted model, not a curated record. The coding region runs from base 110 to 904 and encodes 264 amino acids.
AUAAAAAUCCGGCGAGGAUGAAAGAAAAUCCAAACGCCAAAAACCUUGAACGUAGGAACGAACAACAGCAGUCUUGAGUGGCGAAGCACAACCCGCAGCGCACUUUAGCAUGCCGAAGGGCGGCACUCCCGUUCAGGCUCUCUACGACCUCUGCAAGAAGACGUUUACGCCUUCGGGAAAUGCAGCUUCCCCACAAGCAAUCCGAAAGCUCUGCUCUCUUUUGGAUACAAUUGGUCCCUCUGAUGCUGGACUUAAAGAGGAUAAUUCAGAAGAUGACCGAGGUCAUGGUUUCUUUGGACAGAACCUCUUCAGGAAUCAUCAGUCAACAAGGGUAGCUCGAUGGGCUCAACCUAUAACAUACUUGCACAUAUAUGAAUGCGAUAGUUUUACAAUUGGUAUAUUCUGCUUACCAACUUCAGCAGUUAUUCCACUCCAUGACCAUCCUGGGAUGACUGUCUUGAGCAAAAUACUCUAUGGCUCCAUGCACGUGAAAGCAUUUGAUUGGGUAGAACCUGCCUGCACACCGAAAAGUGGCGAGACAGAGUUUUUCCCUGUGAGAUUGGCGAAGCUGCAGGUGGACACUGUUCUGACAGCACCAUGUGAAACAUCCAUUUUGUACCCCAAGACCGGAGGUAAUCUGCAUUGCUUCACUGCUAUCACGCCUUGCGCUGUGCUUGAUGUCCUUGCUCCUCCAUAUGCUGAAACUGCUGGGAGGCACUGUACUUACUACCGUGAUUAUCCAUAUUCCAGUUUCCAGUCAGAAGAUGGAACUGAAACAUAUGAAAGGGAAGAGGAUCAUGCAUGGCUUGAGGCAAUCGAAGCACCAGAUGACCUCUAUAUACGCCCUGGCAAAUAUGUGGGUCCAGCUGUUCAGCAUAAUUUUCUUUUAUUAGUUCGACAUUGAGGGGCUUCAUUUUUGUUGGAUGAGCUGGGGUUAGGCAGGAUGCCUACUGGGAAUUAGAUAGCAAAUAAUGUUACAGUCUUUCAUUGACCAAUCAUUCUCCAAAACAGACAUCAAAUCGUGUUGAAAAUCACAAGGCCAACCACAUCCAAUCUUCAAAACAAGCAAUCUGCACCUGUAUUAAAUUGUGAGCGCUUUCUCCUUGGAUCAAGAAUUUUCUCUUGGCUAGCCAUGCCCCCUGAAUAAUAGAGGGGAUAUUUCUGAAGAAUUUGAUGAUGAAACCCAAAUGGACGUAAAAUAAGGGAGAAGUUGGAUUCUCAUGAGAGGUCUAAUCAUAUACAUAAAAACCAAAAAGAAGAAACAUUUUUGACAAAAUGGAUGUAAUGUAGAAGACAAAAUUCAUCUGUAAUUAAUGCACAAAUGGUUUUCUAGAAACCCACAAGCUUUGCAUGAAUUCAGAUUAAUGA